AUGUUUGAGAAGGAGAUGCGAACACAGACUUCGAUAUCCGCAAAGGAUCUCGUGAGUUUCCGAGUACAACGAGACAUCAAAGUUUGCUUUGCAGUGAGGGAGCUGAAGGAUAUCGUUGCUUUCUGUAACAAAACUUGCCUUAAUAUGGCUCUCAAGUACCAGAAUGAUGCCCGUUGUUUGAUCUUUACAGCCGACAAAGAAGAUUUGUCGAUGACCAUUGACUUUGUGAUCGCUGCGUCCGACCUAGAAGAAGACUUGGAUGCGACCACGGACAGCUCGUCACGAGGAGCAUCGCAAGUAGCUCCUUUGGCUCAUUCGAGCAGGAGCAACUUCGCAAACAUUCAACAUCAACGCGAGCCGCUGCUGACAAACGACUCGAUCGUGUCUGCUGCCACUUCAGAAUCAGUCUUGAGUCAUCGCGAUCCUGAGGACGACGAAACAGUCAGUAGUCAUCAUGACCCAGAGCGGAUGGGAGUUGUUGGCGGCUCUGUUACGAAUGGCACAGGAAGAGCAGCAAACCUUGCGUUGGGCGUGGAACCUUGA
Messenger RNA from Guillardia theta CCMP2712, 543 nucleotides. RefSeq lists its product as hypothetical. Gene Ontology annotation, biological process: DNA damage checkpoint signaling. Lineage: Eukaryota; Cryptophyceae; Pyrenomonadales; Geminigeraceae. The record is from RefSeq and is a predicted model, not a curated record. Bases 1 to 543 code for a protein of 180 amino acids. The transcript has 6 exons. Gene Ontology annotation, cellular component: checkpoint clamp complex.